UAUAGACAUUUUAAAGCUGACAGACGUUUUUUUAUUUCAGAUUAUGGACCAUUUUUUGUACUAUGGCAUGCAAUAAGAUCAUUUUAGUUAUUUACAGAAAUAAUUAAGGACAUAUAAUUAACAGAGAGAAUUAAUUUAGUAUAGGCAUUUAGUACUUUUAUUGCAUUCAAAAUCAAGAUGGAAAAAAUAAUAUCAAAGUAUGAUUAUGCAAAUGGUAAUGAUGAUACUGAAUCUGCUCUUCAAGAUGAACUUAAUGACCUUGACACAGAUGAAAUAGAAGAAAAGAUAAAGAUAUCUGACAUUAAAAAUAUUAUAAAUAUCUACAUCAAGAAGAUUUGUUUGGAGGAAUAUGUUAAGAAAGUACCCAGAGAUGCACCUGGUUGUUAUAUGGCCACCGCGACUUGCCGACAACUCUGUGACCUUAUAGACAAUGGUGUAGAGAAUGAGAAAUUAUCAAAAACAGAUUGUCAGGACUGUUUGUUUGAUCUUUAUUUGGCCAUUAUACGUGCUGGACCAGGAACAGCUCAUUAUGAAGUUCUGGAAAAGAUAGGAGACUGCAUUGAAAUGGACAAUUAUUUGAAGAAUUUAAAAGGAGAAAAACUUCAACAAAUGGCUUCAGCUGUAAUGGAACACAAAUACAUCAAAGAAAAUAUGGAGAUGGAGGAUUAUGCAAGUUUGAUGAAUUCUUACAUGUCCCGUAUUCCUCAAACAUUUGCUGAUGAUAGAGAAGAUAUUAGAGACCCAGCAAUAUGGACGGUUUUCCUGGAUUUAUAUCUUUACUACCUCCUUCACACAAAAGAUGUUCCAGAUGAGUUACAUGAAGCACUGGGUUACUGUGGUAAUACUUUCUGGUAUCUGUAUGACAGAAACCCAUAUAAGGGAUUUCCAAACACAAAGGUUACUGGACAGCAUAUGCAAAAAAUAGCAGCAUUUAUCCUUUCACCAGAGUUUCCCAGGGGCAAUCAACUUGAAAGGGCUACUGAUUAUGUAGAAUAUUUGGCACAAAUAGAAGGAGACACAUUAGCAGAAUUGUGGCCAGACAUGAUGGCUUUAUUCAAAGCUCUCAGCUUGUGUAAGAAGGCCAAUGAAAUGUCCAAGAUGAUAAGAGGAUUCAGAUACCUGUUUGAUAAGUUGGAUGAUAAAGCUAUGCAGAAGAAUCCUAGAAUCUUUCAGUCAUGGGCAGAAACUGUAACUGAGGUGGUAGAGAAGAUUGAACAUUUCAGAUUGCUUGAUGACGUAGUUCCAAGAAUGAUUUCUGAUAUGGAUUCUAAAUAUAAACCAGCCAAAGGAGAUGAGAAGUAUUGGUUUCCUCUAAUUAAAGCUAUGUGGUUAGUGCCUACCAAGGAGUUUCUUUAUAGAGUUAGGCAAAUAUUGGAUGAUACCAAGUUCAGGAGGAUGUGGAACUGGAAGGAAAAUAUCCAGGAGGCUAAAGACAUGAUAGCUAAUGCAGAGAAAGUAGACCUUCCGCUAGAAGGAGAUGACAGGGAUGAAAGAGAUGCUAAUUCUGAAUGUGGGAAUGCUGUCAAAGAACUCAUAGAAAUGUUCAAGAUACUGAAAAUAGAGCACCUUAUUAUGCCUGACAUUGCACGAAUGUCUUUGUCACGCAUGGAAAAGAGGUCAAUUCUCCAGAAUUAUAUGGUCGAUCAAUACUUUGGAGAUAUGGAUUUUCAGAAAUGUACAGAUGUUCUUCCAGAGUUAGCAAGGCGUUUUGAACCUUUAAUAACAGAUGAAGACUAUCCAUGGCUAGAUAAUUGGGUUCGCAGUAAUGGGGUUGACUUAUUUAACUACUUUAUAGAAUCUUACAAAUCCUCAGAAGAUAUACCAGAUGAAGUAAACCAGAUAAUGAUCAGAAUUCUUAGUUUUUGUAUGGAGGAUGGGAGAGAACUGAUCAAUUUAGAAGAUGGUUCAGAUACUGUUUGGGGAAUGAUAAUUCGCAAUAGUCCUUCAUUUGUGAGCAAGCAUUGUAAUGGUGAUACUGGUAAAGUUGUUAUACCUGUUUUAGAGAAAUUGCUCAAAUAUCGACAUUCAGAUGAAGAAUUCUUGCGAGAAGCCUGCACAAAUUCAAUGCAAAUAGCUGGUCACACAUGUCCUGAAAUAUGUGCUGAUUUUUUUGGACCAUUGUUGGAUUGGUAUAUUGAAGAACCAUCAAUGAAUUUGAUGAGUUUUUUUUAUAGAGUAGUUGAACUUAGUCCUAAUGCCUUGAAAAGCAGAAUGGAUAAAUUCCUUGAUACCUGUAAAGAUGACAAAGAGACAUGGACUCUUCAGAUCCAAGUAUUUUAUGCUCUUUCAAAUAAAUAUCCAGAGAUGAUAACUCAAAAAGUGGCAGACACGUUGAUGAACUAUCAUUACAGUGAUAGCGAUAACAGAAUACAAGUUUUGAUGAUUAUGGAGAAAGCCACUAAAGUCAACCCAAUCAUUUUUGAAAAAUAUAUGGACAAGUUGAUUGGAGACAAAUCAGUUACUGCAAUGGAGCAGCAUUUUGUGAAUAAUACACUAGUAAAUGUGACCAAGGAAAUUAAGAAAUUCAAAGAUCCUGUUUUCAACUAUCUUAUGAGUGUGUUGAAGGUAGCUACAGAUGUUACUCAAGUUUCAGUAACAUUGAUAGGACUACGUGAUCUGUGUGUGAUUUAUGGACCAGAAAUGUUUGGUCCACAUAUGGACUAUCUUACACAAAAAAAACAGAAUGAACAAAGUACAACUAUUCAACAACAGAUAGUUGCAUUGAUUGAUCAAAUAGAAGGAAGAAGUUUGGAAACAGUAGCCCAAGAUGUGAAAGAAACUCAGGAGGAUGUGGAACAAUUAGACGAAAGAGUGACAGGUGCAGAAGUGGCUGUAGUAGGACUGACCACUCGUGUGGAUGAACAAGAGGAAAACAUUGAGGAAUUAGGGGAGGGACUUGAUACUGUGACUCAGAGGGUAGACUUUGCUGAGAAAGACAUUGAGGAGACUAAAAUUAAAGUGGAAGAAGUUGACAUGAAGACAAUGACUAAUGCACCUCGAUGGUCAAGAGAUUUGACAAAGAUAAUGAAUCCACAAACAGAACAUGAUUGGAGAUUAUUGGCCCAACGUCUUGGUUACAGUAAGGAUGACAUCAGAGCGUGGGCAUCACAACAUGAUCCUUGUAUGGCUGUUCUCAGUGAAUGGUAUGCUACACACAAAACAAGGGAGGCAAACUAUGCUGUCUUAACAGCUUUACAGGAAAUGAACCGAAUGGAUGGUGCUGCUAUUGUGGAAAAUGCUAUGAAGGCUGUUGCUGAUGUUGUAGAAGAUGAUGAAGUAGAUUACGCCUCCCCUCCUGCUGUGUUCCUUAGUUACCAGUGGGGUCAUCAAGAUGAGGUCAAACUUAUCCGUAACCACCUACAAAUGGCAGGAUAUGAAUGUUGGAUGGACAUAGGUCAGAUGGGAGGAGGAGAUAAAUUAUUUGAGAAAAUUGACAAUGGUAUCAGAGGAGCAAAAGUCAUCAUUUGUUGUGUGUCAGAAAAAUAUGCACAGUCUCCAAAUUGUAAUAGAGAGGUAAAUUUGUCGGUAAGCUUAGGUAAGCCAAUGAUACCUCUGCUAAUGGAGAAAAUGGGUUGGCCACCAAAAGGAUCCAUGGGACCUAUCUUCAGCGAGUAUCUUUUUGUUAGGUUUUUCCAGCGAGCUGGAGAAGAGACUGAUGAUAACCGAAUUUGGCCUGUUGCCAAGUUCCAGGAAAUGCUGAUGCAGCUGAAUUGUUAUGGUAUUCUGCCAGAUGAAACAUUGAUUGAUGAUAUGUACAAAAAGUGGUGGAUACCAGUACAGGAAGUUAUAGUGAUAGAUAAAAAUAAGAAAAAACAAAGUCAGAGCCAAGCCAAGCAGAAAGAAAUCAAAGAUGAGGACAAGAAGUCACCAGAUAUCUUUAUAUCUUACCAAUGGGGUAAACAGAAACAGAUUAUGGCCUUUUACCAAAGAUUGACGGGGAUGGGUCUGAGUUGUUGGAUGGACAUCUACCAAAUGGGAGGUGGAGACUCAUUGUAUGAGAAAAUAGAUUCUGGUGUACGAGGGUGUAAGGUAGUACUUACCUGUAUCACACAAAAGUAUUCGCUAUCAGCAAACUGUCGUAGGGAAGUCAGUCUGGCCGAUGCUUUGAAGAAACCAAUUAUACCAUUGCUUUUAGAGAAAAUGGAUUGGCCACCAUCUGGACCAAUGAGUAUGGUGUUUACCCAGUUGCUGUUUAUUAACUUUUAUCGUGACGAAGAAGUACAAAUGACAUGGACUGGACCAAAAUUGGAUGAAUUAAUGGAGAAAAUAGGAGAACAUAUGCCAAUGAUUACGCAAAGCGAGCAUACAAAUGAAGAAAAACAAAGCACUAAGAAAGAAGAUAAUGAUAAAAAAUCUGGAAAUUCAGAACCAGAGUCGAAACCAGCAAAUCAGAGUAUGUCUCCAAGACCUGUCAGCUCCAGAAAUACCAGAGGUGCAGGUGGUCCACAACCAACAGAAAACAAGCCAUCUCCAGUAAGACAACCUAAGCCUGUGGCCGCCACCAACACAAUUGCUGAAUCUCCAACAGAUCCAGCACAGCAAAGAAAACAAGAACAGACGUCUGCUCCAAAACAGGAAAAAGAACAAAAGAAGUCCAAAUCUUGUACAGUUUUGUAGAUAUUUAGGUGCAGCUUUAAAUGAUACAGCUUGAACAUCACAUUGCAAGACUGGUACUUCAAUUUUGUUGUACAAAUCUAAUAUUGUAAAAUUUUAGUACUAAUAUAGUACGAUAGUUAAUACGUACUACACCAGUACUAUAUUAUUUAGAUACAUUUUCAGUACUAUUGUACUAACUAAAAUAGUGCACAUGCAAAAGUAGCUGUGAAAGCAAAGGAACAGUUCUGUUAUUGCUGUUCUUCAUAUAUAAAGUUUAUUUCUGUUUAUUAAUAAAGGAGACAUUCACAAUUUUUUUAGAAAUACUUAAUCCGUCAGGUUUUGUCAUUUUUCCAACAUGAUUACAUUUUAAAAGCUUUGUUGCAUUUAUAUAAUAGAUAGAUUAAUUACUAUUGAACUGUAUUUUGAUAAACAAACAAACCGGUGAUGUGCCAUAUUCUAUUGUUCUGACUUUUUGUGAUUGUGUGUGUUAUAUGAUAUGUUUAAAUUCUUUGAUAUAGGGAAGAAAUAUAUCAGUUUAUCGCACCUCAGGUAAAUUAGUGACAGUGUGAUUGGUUUAUCGCUGUCACAUGGUGACCGCCUAUGGAUCCGUAUUGGAUCAGUAAAUUUCAUAUGGGGUUCAUGAUGUCACAUCUACUUAUAAAGGUGACGUCAUCUUUUAAUUUAUUGUAUUUCAUUGUUUAUUUUGAUACAAAACUUAGAAGGAAAAGUCCUGUGUGCGAUAAAUUUGUCAUACAGUUACUACUGACCCCCUAUGGAUCUAUUGAGGGUUAGUAGCAAACCAUAUAACUUAUAUCAACAGGGCAUUCCUUUCAUUUUCAGUUGUCAAGAUGAUUUUUUUUUGAAAAGAGGAAGGAAAGUUAGAAAUUGCAUGUGGUUUUUUAUUAUUAUUAUUAUAAUAGUCAAUAAAGAAGACUGGGAUUUUCAGCAAGUAGGUCAUUUUUUUCCCAAUGCCCAACUGUUAUGGAACGCCCUGGUUUAAUAUUUUGUUGGAUAGAUUACUGAAUGAUAUCUUUGCUAUACACAUUUUCAUUGUUAACUCUAAUGUUUUAGUUUAAUAGGAAAAAUUGUUUAUUUAUUAUACUUGUGUCUACUAUUUUACUUUAAGUAAAUUAAAUAUAUUUAAAUUAAAUUUAACUAGAUUAUUAAUGUGGAUUAUUUAAAAUUAGACUUAUAUAUUUAAUAGAUAUCUCCGGCCUUUUUCUAUGACUUUUCUAGAUUUGUCAACGAUACUUUUAUUGUCCAAAAGUUAAUUAGACGUAAUUAAAUAAAAUACAUGUAUAUCCAUAUUUUCUAUUAGCUAAUAAUAUGCACUUCUUUUCACUAUUGAUCACCCUUAUUCUUUGUGUUUUUGAGUAAAAUAUGACAGACCAGUUGAAAGUAUUUAGAAACUGGUUUAUGUAAGGGAUUAUAUAUGUCUUGUGGCUACAACCUCAUUUUAACGCUUUAGUUUUCAGAAUGUUUUUUUUUUUUAGUUUUGGUCUGUUCCUCAAUAACUAUAAAUGCCUGACAGGUCAACAGUUUUUGUUAUAUAUAAUAGAAAUGAAAGGAUAUGGACUUAUUGUGACACAGAUAUGUCACAGACAUAUGACUUUAACCUCAUUUCCAUGCUUCAUUGGUUGGGUGAAUUUUUCAGGGUUAAAUCAAUUCCUCAUUUACUGUUUUGAAAGGUAUAUAAUAUUUGUUAUGGUUUUUCUUUGAAUUGCACUCUUUAAAGGUCUAAAUGUCAAGUUGUCUUGAUCUAUUUUCGUUCUCCAAUGGUUGGAAUAAAAUUUAUUUAUCUCCGAAAGUAUACAAUAUUGGUCAGCAAUAUUUUUUUUCGAUUAUGUCUGUAUCUGAGAAAGUAUAUAAUAGAGGUCAGGAAUAUUUGUUUUAUUUGAUCUGAACCUCAGUUUCAGAGUUUUUCAACCUUCAAAAUAAUUCAAAUAUUACUGAAGGUGAGAAAUGAAGGUUUGUCAACUCUUGUUUAUUUUUAUAUGAGUUAUUUGUGAUACCUUGUAUGUUUCAAGAACCACCCAAGUGUCAGUGACAUGAUUGGGGUCAAUCCGUCCAAAUAGGCAUUUUGAUUGCAAAUAAGGGUAAGUAAUUACUUGCUGAGACUAAUGGUAUAUCUUUACUCAAAGCAGCAUGUCUUUUGGAGUUUUAUUUUAAAUUUAAUAUACAUAUAAGUUUCAGGAAUUUUUGGAGGGGAUUUAAGGGGGGUUGUAAUUUAUUUUAUUAUUUAUAAGAUGAAUAUUUAUUUGCAUCAGGUUUAUAUUUAUAACUAUUAUGUGAUUUAUUUUUACUUCUCAGAACAUUGUUUAUAGAUUGUCUGUGAUAUUUUUCUAGAAUAAAGCAUUAUCUGUUA
Mytilus californianus (California mussel) is the source of this 6961-nucleotide messenger RNA. RefSeq lists its product as uncharacterized. NCBI's taxonomy places the organism in Eukaryota, Metazoa, Mollusca, Bivalvia, Mytilida, Mytilidae. The record is from RefSeq and is a predicted model, not a curated record. Gene Ontology annotation, molecular function: protein binding. Gene Ontology annotation, biological process: signal transduction. The coding region runs from base 178 to 4617 and encodes 1479 amino acids. The transcript has 23 exons.